UUGAAUCUCAUGUAGGACUAAUCGGCUAUUGCUUACUAAAAUCAGAUCAGUCGUGACUGAUAAAACAUGCCUACCUCAGAUGGCAAGAAGAAUUAGUUCUGAGUUAUUUAUUAGCAGUAUGCAUCUCUUUUUCGGUUUUAUUUGUUUUUUUCUCCGACUCUCUGGAUUGUUUUUGUUUUUGAAUUUCUAAUAUCGAAUAAGUCUCGAUUAUCUGAGGCUAGGAUUGUCAAUUUACAUCGCCACCGAAGAAUUGAAAAGUGUUUCAGUGCAGCUAGGCUUAUCAAAGACCCAAGAACACAAAGGCUAAAGGAUUUGCUUCUGUGAAAUUUGCAUCAGAAGUCAAUGCCUGGAAUGCAGUGAAAGCUAUGAAUGGCAGAUUACACUAAAUCAGAAGAAAUAACAUCCUGAAAAUCGGUCAAUUUUCUUUACAUAAAAGAUCUGUGCGGUAUAUCUAAGCUUGGUACCCAAAUUCAGUUCACAUGGGAGAACUUUUGGUAGUUUCACAGUCAUCUUUACUGUUGUUGCCCCAGCUUCAACUUGGAGUCCCAAAUCGACGACUGGUUUCCAUUGGUCGUAUCCAGGCAUCAUUGUCAGAGAACUCAUGUAUGCGAUUCUGUUCAACAAGGUUGGUUACAAUUCCCGCCAUUUAUGCACAGCCAAAGCCAGUUUCCCGGGGCAUGAGAGUCCAUGUUGUUUCAGACUCUAAGAUGCCUACUACAUUUACAGUUGAUUCAGCUGGGGAAGGUAUUGACGUCCUCCCAGAUUCUGGUGGCUCUAAUGAUGAUCUUGGUGGUCCAAAAGGCGGUGGUGGUGGUGGAGGCGGCAAUGAUGGCGGUAAUGAUAAUGGGGGCAGUGAGGGAUCUGGCGAAAGUGAUGAUCAUAAGGGCGGUGACAAGAAAGCGAAGGCACUUUCAAUGUCCCAAAAAUUGACACUUGGUUAUGCUACCUUAGUCGGAGUUGGUGGAAUUAUGGGCUACUUGAAGAGUGGAAGCCAGAAGUCUCUGAUUGCGGGCGGAGGAUCAGCCUUGCUACUGUAUCUUGUUUACACAAUGCUUCCUACUUACCCCGUUUUGGCAUCUUCUCUUGGGUUUGGGAUGUCUGCUUCUCUUCUAGGAGUGAUGGGUUUGCGCUUUAAGAAGUCGAGCAAGAUUUUUCCAGCUGGUGUCGUCUCCUUUGUAUCGCUUGUCAUGAGUGGCGGCUAUUUGCAUGGAAUUUUGCGUAGUGUGCACUGAUUAUGUGUUUCACUUUAGGCACUCUCUUUGUUGCUUUGUCCUCUAUGAACACUGUCUGAUGUGUAGAAGUAAUAAUUCUGUAUGCUUUGCAUUUUAUGUUUCCGAGCAUGGAACUUUGUCGUCGUACCUUUUCUCAGACAACUAUAAAUUUGCUAUUUGUACUUAUGACGAUUUAUUUGUUCCAAUAGUUAUUUAACUUAGAUUCA
Messenger RNA from Olea europaea var. sylvestris, 1438 nucleotides. RefSeq names its product protein FATTY ACID EXPORT 2, chloroplastic-like. The record is from RefSeq and is a predicted model, not a curated record. Gene Ontology annotation, cellular component: membrane. Bases 480 to 1232 code for a protein of 250 amino acids. NCBI's taxonomy places the organism in Eukaryota, Viridiplantae, Streptophyta, Magnoliopsida, Lamiales, Oleaceae. The transcript is spliced from 3 exons.